This is a messenger RNA of Closterium sp. NIES-65, 1371 nucleotides long. The record is from the annotation of a GenBank genome assembly. NCBI's taxonomy places the organism in Eukaryota, Viridiplantae, Streptophyta, Zygnematophyceae, Desmidiales, Closteriaceae.
AUGGAAGAGGAUGACUUUGAGUUCGAAGGACCAGUUGCUUCGCGAGUCGCGCCCAGCAACGGUCAAGAAGCUGCUGGCGCCGGCCGCACGAAGAGCUCGAUUGGCCGCUUGAAGGCUGGUGGUGCGGUUUCGUCGGGUUCCGAUGGGGGAGGCGGGGGAGGGGAUUUGGAGGAAGUUGACGGGGAGGAGGAGGAGGAGGAGGAGGAGGAGGUGGAGGAGGUGGGGGAGGAAGAAGAGGUGGAUAUAUAUCCGAUGGAGGAUGAGCAGAAUCUGACCUACCCUCUCUCACUGUUCCUCUGCCACGUGCCACCCUCUCUGCCUGUCUCUCUGCCACGUGGCAGCGUGGAGGAGAAGGAUGCCACCAUCAAGAAGCUGCAGUCACAACUGGAUGAGGCACAUGCGGAUCUGCACAAGUGGCGCACGGCCUUCCAUCCUGCCAACAUUCUUGCGCCUGAGGCUACCGCUGAGCCAGCAGCGGUGGUGGCGGCGUUUGAGGCAGUGCGGGAGGCAGAGGCGCAACUGCAGGAGAAGCUUCUGGCUGCCCGGAGAAGAGAGGCAGCUAUGUUGAUUCGCCUGGCCGGCAGGGAGCAGGAGGUGGUUGCUGUCAAGGAGCAGCUGCAGCAGGUGUUGGAGAACAUGCAGCCCGCCAGCACGCAGACUCGCUCACUGCUGCUGGACGCGGCCAUUCACGCCGAGUUCAAACGACUCAAGACAGAGAGCGAGGCCCUGGAGAGGCGGGUGAGAGAGCUACAGGACGACCUAGCGGCGGUGCAGUUCACGCCGCACAGCAAGAACGGCAAGAUGCUCAUGGCCAAGUGCCGCACUCUGCAGGAGGAGAACGAGGACAUUGGCAGGGAGGCUGCUGAGGGGAAGGUGCACGAGCUGGAGAACAAGCUCGCCCUGCAGAAGCAGCUCAACUCGGAGCUCAAGCGCGGCUACCAAGAGCUACAGGAGUAUGUGGAUGAGAUCAACGAGGAGGCGGAGAAGCUCGAGGAGACGGUGUACAAGCUGCAGAGGCAGCUGCAGCUGAGAGACGCCGAGGGGUUUGUGCGGGAGGGUCGGGAGCGGCAUGGGUUUAGGCGGGAGUUUAGUCGGCAGCUUUCGGGGAGGCAGCACCGGGGGCAUGAGGAGGAGGAUGAGGAAAGGGGCUCGUAUGGUGAGGAGCAUCAUAGGAGGAUGCAUCACCAUUUUGGGGGGAGGGAGAGACAGAGGGAGGGGUCGAUUGGGGGUGGAGGGGAGAGUGGUGCGUAUGGAGGGGAGAGGAGAGAUGGGAGAAGGCGGGAGGGCAAGAGGAGCUGGAGGGAUCGGUCGAUGGAGAGGGAGAUUGAGGGGGAAGGGAGGGGGCGGCGUGCACCUUCUCUCAGUCCGUGA